CCACAGGUUCCAUUCUAACAGCAAACAGGAGAGACAAUCAGUGAAGCACAAUGGUAUCUGCUGGCAUACAAAUGCUGGGCGCAGCCCUAGGAGUGAUCGGCUGGAUCGGUGUGAUAGUGGUCUGUGCUCUCCCCAUGUGGAGGGUCACGGCUUUCAUCGGCAGCAACAUUGUCACCUCGCAGGUUGCGUGGGAUGGCAUAUGGAUGAACUGUGUGGUCCAAAGCACGGGCCAGAUGCAGUGCAAGGUGUACGACUCCAUGCUGGCGCUCAGUUCGGACCUCCAGGCUGCACGUGCCCUCACCGUGAUCUCCAUCGUGAUAGGCAUACUGGGUAUCAUGCUGGCCAUGGCUGGAGGAAAGUGCACCAACUGCGUGGAGGAAGAGUCAGCCAAGGCAAAGGUGGCAGUGGCUGCGGGCGUGGUCUUCAUCAUCUCUGGUGUUCUCUGUCUGGUUCCUGUGAGCUGGACUGCUCAGACCGUCAUCCAGGAUUUCUACAACCCGCUGGUCAACCAGGCACAAAAGAGGGAGCUUGGUGCAGCGCUGUUUAUCGGAUGGGGAGCUGCUGCUCUGCUGAUCAUCGGGGGAGCCCUGCUUUGUUCCAGCUGCCCUCGCGAUGAAGACACAGGCUACACAGCCAAGUACAAGGCCACUCCUCGCUCUCAAGCCUCUGCACCGUCCACCAAGGACUAUGUCUAAAAAGUUCUCCAGGUUUGAAAAUUGCAUUAGUACUGUUUGGCUAAGAUCGUAAUCAUGAGGACUCGAUGGACUUCAUGUUGCUGGUUUAUGAUUAUGCAUUGUGCAAAGGAGAUCAAGGACGCACAAAGAAAAAUCUGCUCGUGUUCCACUAAGCUCUGCGCUUACUGAAUGUUUGUGGUCUAAAAGUGUGAUUUUCUUUUUUUUUUUUUUUUUUGUAAUGU
Molecule: messenger RNA, 916 nt
Organism: Trichomycterus rosablanca
Lineage: Eukaryota; Metazoa; Chordata; Actinopteri; Siluriformes; Trichomycteridae
Product: claudin-4-like
Exons: 1
Coding region: 51-695 (214 amino acids)
Biological process (GO): cell adhesion; bicellular tight junction assembly
Cellular component (GO): bicellular tight junction; plasma membrane
Molecular function (GO): structural molecule activity
Source: RefSeq, a predicted model, not a curated record